AUGAAGAAACAAUCGCUGUUGUUGCUCCGAUGGCUGUUUGCCAUGGUCGUGAUGAUGAAAGUUGUGUUUGAUUUUACAUCAUCAUCGAGGCUUGUUCGGGCAAUGAAAGCACAACGAGAAGGUUCGAUGGAAAUUCAAACCAUUUUUUAUUCUCACCGAUUCAAUACUUGUUGGAAUGUAUCGGAAUACAUGACACGUGCCACAAGUUUUUUGAGAGAGAUGGGAAAUGAGCGAUGGAUACCCGAUGAGUUUGGAUGCUCAAAUAUUUCAUUAUGGACAAAAUAUGGAGUUCAGCCCGUCAUUGCUAGAUCUGGCCAAGAAAUUGUUUGGUAUUAUAGUUUUGUAAUUUUUGAGAAUAUCGGUCAGAGCUAUGAUGUUUGUAAAAAAGUGAGAAAAUGGGAAGAAGCUUUGAAACUAUCGUGUGACUCCCUGUUUUGUGAUAUGAAUAGUAACGUUUCGAUCGAUUUGGCUACAUAUAUUGAACGGGAAACACAAUAUUCAACAACUAUUUAUGACUGGAUCAAUUAUUGCCAAUAUUGUACAAAUGAGAGGACACUGCGAUCUUACAAACAUAUUUCAUUCAAAGCAAGUAAUUUGAAAACAUGUACGCCAAAGGAUGAAAAAGUGAGCGAAAUGUUGAACCAAUAUCCUAGCUCUAUAACAUAUUGUGGAAAUUAUCAAUUUGGAAUUCCGUUUAUCAUUAAUAGCACUGCCGUUGAACCGAACGCACUCUAUGGGAAUUAUUCAUACAUUUGUUAUUGCAUAGACGGCAAUUAUUUUGCUCUCAAAUGUGACAACAAUCUCUCCAAUUUUGCAGCAAGACAAGCCAUAGGUGCUAUUACUUGUACUCUUCAUGGGCUUUCAUUAUUAUUGGCCUUUUUUUCAACCUUUAUUCCAAAAAUCCGAACAUGCAUCAAACAAAAGAAAAUUAUGAACAGUGUGACAAUUACAAGUGUGGUGCUGAGCGAAUUUGUUCUCACUACUGCAAGUAUUUUUGAAAUUUCAUACUCGACAAGUGUUCCAUCUACAGUUAUUAUUAAUACUGGAAUUGCUAUGGUAUUUGCAAGUCUCUUUACUUGGGUAUUGAGAUGGGUAGCAUUAGUAUUGUUCAUCAAGACCAAAAGCAACAAAGUAGCUGCAGUAUUGUACUGUCUAUUAGCAAUUUUGUUUAUUUUGGUUGGAAUUGCGUUGCCAAUUACCAUGACUCUAUUUGGAGAUUUGCAAUCAAUUAUUCGAUUUUUCUCGAUUUACUCAACAGCAAUGUCUGGAAGCACUGGAUUUUUGUUCGCCAUUUCAUCAGCAUGGAUUUAUUGGGCCAUGAAGCAAGUUUCAGAUGUAGACAUUUUCAACUCUUCUUUCUUGAAAUAUGUGGGAUUAUUCACAGUUUCUAGUGCCCUGUUUUCUUUGUGCUACAUGACAAUAUCCUCAACUCCAGGAGCUUUUUUCAAUGGAUUACUGUCAGGUGUUGUCUCCAUUGUGGUUCAUUCUUCACUUGUUGCAAUUUCAAACGGACUGACCUACUCGGAAUUCGAAAAGGAAGAUUUCAACGAUUGCUGGAAUUGUUUGCGUGUUAUCAAAGUCAAACGUGGAAAUCGACAACAGACUACAACAUCUUCAAUCACAGAUACAAAUUCCUCCUAUUACUCGAGACUGAUGCCAUCUGAAGAUGCAAAUUGA
Naegleria lovaniensis is the source of this 1677-nucleotide messenger RNA. RefSeq lists its product as uncharacterized. The record is from RefSeq and is a predicted model, not a curated record. The transcript is spliced from 2 exons. NCBI's taxonomy places the organism in Eukaryota, Heterolobosea, Eutetramitea, Acrasida, Naegleriidae. The coding region runs from base 1 to 1677 and encodes 558 amino acids.